AUAAUGAAAAACAAAAUGGCAGUAGAGCUGUGUUUCAACUGUGAUUCGUGUCGUGUGCAUUGGUUUGAAAUGAAGUGAGCUGUACUGGACACGUAAAAAGCGAAUUCAUUUUUUUAAUUGAUAAUAAUAAUUCUAAAGUUUUAUUGUUAUGAAAAAAUAUCGUUCUGCUUUCUGCAACUUAAAUCCCGACGACUGGCUACUGGUAAAAUGGUAUAUUAUGAAUGGUCAUUAAAGGACGUAGUUGGUUCACUGGCCGUUAUUGCCUCAUUCCUAAUUUAUGCAGCGGGAAGCAAAACCUGUUACAACAUUAUUAGAAGGAAAACAACUGGAGAUGUAACAUUAUUUCCCUUCAUUGCUUCCCUUUAUUGUGGUGUUAUUUGGUUAAAGUAUGGCUUACUGACCAAUUUGUUCAAUUUAACCCUUGCAUCAGGGGUGAACACGAUAUGUCAAAUUAUUUUUAUCAUAGUGUAUUACAUAUACUCACUGGACAGGAGGAAAUGCAAUCGUCUUCUUAUGUUAUCUAUUCCAACGCUGUACGCCGUUUUGUUUUACAUAAAAUAUGUCACAACUAAACCAGAAGCUAUUAUAUAUCUUGGUCUUAUUGGUUCUGCCACAAGUAUUUUGAUGAGUGGAUCACCAUUGGUUUCACUGGUGGAAGUUAUUAAAUUAAAGUCAACACAAUCUUUAGACUUUGGCUUCAUAGUAGCAAAUGCUCUCUCUGCUUUUUUAUGGAGUUUAUUUGGUUUUCUCGUUCAUGAUAUGAAUGUGUUUAUACCGAAUGGAAUUGGUUUUUUAUUAACUGCUGUCCAGCUAUCUCUCUUUAAACUCUAUCCAUCCAAUAUCAAAGAAUUGGUAUUGCCAACAGAAAACGAUCUUUCCAAUAUUUAACCUCUAUUUUAAUGUAAAUUAUUGUACUAGAGAAUAUCUAUUUAUCACAGACUAUUUACAUUAUUUUUAAAUUUUUAGGUGAUUUUUUAAGAUAUUUAUAGAGAUUAUAUAAUUGCCAUUAAUUUUUAAUUUCAGUGUGCCUCUACACAGAAUUUUGUUUUAUUCACAGUGCGAAGAGUUUUAAGAUUUCUCAAUGUAAAUAUCUUUAGUUAGAAUCUUUAAUAAUAGCCGUAUUCUGUCUGUUUGUUCGCAAGAAAAAUGUCAUGUUAUAUAAUGGACAGGCAAACCCGUGGAUUUAUUCACAGCCUACUGACUAGUGUAUAUCAAACUUUCCAUCUGUGAGCCGAAAAUGGUAGCUGUUGGUAGCUAUGGCCAAAUUCCUAUGAAUUUUUUAAUGGGCUAACGACUAGUAUUUCAAAAUAUUUAGGAUUUUGAGAAAAUAUCUUCUAUUUUAUUUCAAUUUAUUUUAUUUUUUAUUAGCUGCCUAUAUUAUUUUUGUUUUAAUAUAUAAAUUAAACUAAAAUUAUUCUUUACAUUUUUACACAUAUAACAGAUAUGCAUCACUCUAAACAGU
Molecule: messenger RNA, 1462 nt
Organism: Hydractinia symbiolongicarpus
Lineage: Eukaryota; Metazoa; Cnidaria; Hydrozoa; Anthoathecata; Hydractiniidae
Product: sugar transporter SWEET1-like
Exons: 8
Coding region: 208-888 (226 amino acids)
Biological process (GO): carbohydrate transport
Cellular component (GO): membrane
Molecular function (GO): sugar transmembrane transporter activity
Source: RefSeq, a predicted model, not a curated record